This is a messenger RNA of Arabis nemorensis, 2889 nucleotides long. NCBI's taxonomy places the organism in Eukaryota, Viridiplantae, Streptophyta, Magnoliopsida, Brassicales, Brassicaceae. The record is from the annotation of a GenBank genome assembly.
AUGCGUCUCAGAUUUUUCCCCUUUUUUGUUCUCUUCUUCUUUAGCUUCAACAGCAACCUAUCAUGGGGCUUGAUGAGUCCGAACCAACAACCUCAGUUCUUCAAGCUUAUGAGAAACUCUUUCUCCGGAAACGCUUUGUCCUCUUGGAAUCUCUCAGCUGACAACUGUAAGUUGAGCGGCGUAAUCUGCGACGGUGAAGGGCUAGUCACGGAUCUUGAUCUUUCCGGUCGGUCCCUCUCCGGGAUUUUCCCAGAUGGGAUUUGCUCUUACCUCCCAAACCUCCGUGUUCUUCGUCUCUCUCAUAACCAUCUCAACAGAAGCAGUAGCUUCCUCCACACCAUCCCUAAUUGUUCUAUGCUUCGAGAGCUGAACUUGAGCGCUCUCUAUCUCAAAGCCACUCUCCCUGAUUUCUCCCCCAUGAAAUCUCUAAGAGUCAUCGACAUGUCAUGGAACCAUUUCACCGGUGGCUUUCCGCUCUCCAUUUUCAACCUCACCGAUCUCGAGUAUCUCAAUUUCAAUGAGAACCCAGAGCUCCAUCUCUGGACUCUUCCGGAUUAUGUCUCCAACCUCAAGAAGCUAACACACAUGCUCCUCAUGACGUGUAUGCUCCACGGCAAUAUCCCGAGAUCCAUUGGGAAUCUGACUUCCCUUGUUGAUCUCGAACUUAGCGGAAACUUCCUCUCCGGCGAGAUUCCAAAAGAAAUCGGGAAUCUUUCCAACUUGAGGCAGCUUGAGCUUUACUAUAACUAUCACUUAACUGGGAGCAUUCCGGAGGAAAUCGGUAAUCUCAAGAAUCUUACGGACAUAGAUAUCUCGGUUAGCAGGCUAACCGGAAGCAUACCGGAAUCAAUCUGCAGCCUUCCAAAACUCCGAGUGCUUCAGCUUUACAACAACAGCUUAACAGGUCAGAUUCCCAAGUCACUUGGCAACUCAAAAACCUUAAAGAUCUUGUCUCUCUACGACAACUACUUAACCGGUGAACUCCCGCCAAAUCUUGGAUCUUCCUCGCCUAUGAUCGCUCUUGAUGUCUCGGAAAAUCUUCUCUCGGGUUCUCUUCCAGCCCAAGUUUGCAAAUCCGGCAACCUUCUCUACUUUCUUGUCCUACAAAACAAGUUCUCCGGUUCAAUCCCCGAGACUUAUGGGAGCUGCAAGACUCUUAUACGGUUCCGUGUAGCGAGCAACCGCCUCGUGGGAGACAUACCGAAAGGAGUUUUGUCUCUGCCUCAUGUUUCAAUCAUCGACUUGGCUUACAACAUAUUGUCCGGUCCAAUACCUAGUUCAAUCGGAAACGCCUGGAAUUUGUCAGAGCUGUUUAUGCAGGGUAAUAGAAUCUCCGGUGUUAUACCUCGUGAGAUCUCUCGUGCCACCAACCUUGUGAAGCUUGAUCUUAGCAACAAUCAACUAUCUGGUCCAAUACCUUCAAAGAUCGGAAGACUGAGGAAACUGAACUUACUUGUGCUGCAAGGCAACCACUUGGAUUCUUCGAUACCUGAAUCGCUCUCUAAUCUCAAAUCCCUCAACGUUCUUGAUCUGUCCAGUAAUCUCCUCACCGGAGCAAUCCCUGAAGACCUCUCCGAGUUGCUGCCAACCUCUAUCAAUAUAUCCAGCAAUCAGCUCUCUGGUCCCAUCCCUGUCUCAUUGAUAAGAGGAGGUCUUGUAGAAAGCUUUUCGGAUAACCCUAAACUCUGUGUUCCGCCAAAUGCUGGCUCAUCGGAUUUAAAGUUUCCGUUGUGUCAAGAGGCUCGCAGCAAAAAGAAGCUAAGCUCGAUAUGGGCAAUCCUUGUCUCAGUCUUCAUCCUAGUCCUAGGGGUCAUCAUGGUUUACUUGAGACAACGGUUGAGUAAAAACAGAGCAGUGAUUGAGCAAGACGAGACCUUAGCUUCUUCUUUCUUCUCCUACGACGUUAAGAGUUUCCACCGCAUAAGUUUCGACCAAAGGGAGAUUCUCGAAGCCCUGGUGGACAAGAAUAUUGUAGGUCACGGUGGCUCUGGUACGGUCUACAGAGUUGAGCUCAAAUCGGGAGAAGUAGUUGCGGUGAAGAAACUAUGGAGCCAAAGCAGCAAAGAUUCAGCUUCUGAAGACAGAUUGCAUUUGAACAAAGAGUUGAAAACCGAAGUUGAGACACUCGGGAGCAUUCGCCAUAAGAACAUUGUCAAGCUCUUUAGCUACUUCUCAAGUUUGGACUGUAGUCUUUUGGUGUAUGAGUACAUGCCUAAUGGUAACUUAUGGGACGCUCUUCACAAAGGCUUGGUUCAUCUCAAUUGGCCAACUCGUCAUCAAAUCGCGGUUGGAGUCGCUCAAGGAUUGGCUUACCUUCACCAUGAUCUCUCUCCGCCAAUCAUUCAUCGUGACAUCAAAUCCACAAACAUAUUAUUGGAUAUAAACUAUCAGCCUAAAGUUGCAGACUUUGGCAUUGCAAAGGUGUUGCAGGCUAGAAGCAAAGAUUCAACCACAACCGUUAUCGCGGGCACUUAUGGUUACUUGGCUCCAGAAUAUGCAUACUCCUCCAAAGCAACGAUCAAAUGCGAUGUGUACAGUUUCGGGGUGGUGUUAAUGGAGCUGAUCACGGGGAAGAAACCAGUGGAUGCGUGCUUCGGGGAGAAUAAAAACAUAGUGAAUUGGGUGUCAACAAAGAUUGAUACUAAAGAAGGAUUGAUGGAAACAUUAGACAAGAGAUUAUCGGAGUCGUCGAAAGCAGACAUGAUCAACGCCUUGCGUGUAGCUAUUCGUUGCACGAGCAGAACUCCAACAAUCCGUCCUACCAUGAACGAAGUCGUUCAGCUUCUAAUCGACGCAGCACCUCAAGGAGGACCCGACAUGACCUCCAAAUCCACAACUAAGAUUAAGGAUGCUAUGUUAUCAGAUCAUAUUACACAAACAAGACUCUAG